Messenger RNA from Dermacentor silvarum, 726 nucleotides. RefSeq lists its product as uncharacterized. Bases 1 to 726 code for a protein of 241 amino acids. The record is from RefSeq and is a predicted model, not a curated record. Lineage: Eukaryota; Metazoa; Arthropoda; Arachnida; Ixodida; Ixodidae. The transcript is spliced from 3 exons.
AUGAACAGCACUGACCAAAUUGUGAAGGAAUUCCUGGAGUUGUUGCAGGGUAUCGCCUGCCUGGCACGCCCUUACAACGUGGUCCUGCGGGAGGAAGCAACACCAGUGGUCCAGCCGGAGCGAUGGGUGCCGCUUGCAUUGCUCGAGCCCCUCCGAGAAGAGUUGGACUGCAUGGAACGUGCAGGCAUCAUCGUCAAAAUCAGCGAGCCGACGGGCCCCUUUGACAGCGUUGAUUGCGUCGUCGAGGGUCCCCGAUAUCUGCCCAUCUCUCAAUACGUUCCGACGUACCACUCCGUUGCGUCAAACAUCAGAGAGUUCAACAUGCCGCCACCCGUGGAGCCACCGACGCCUCCGCUUUCUCCGCAAGCACCGCCACCUUCGCACCCUCCGCAGCUUUUGCAGCCAACGCAACCUCCGCAGCCUCCACAGCCUCCGCAGCACCGGAAGCCAUCCAGGUCGAAGAGGAGCGUUGAUGGCGUCGUCGAGGGUCCCCGAUAUCUGCCCAUCUCUCAAUACGUUCCGACGUACCACUCCGUUGCGUCAAACAUCAGAGAGUUCAACAUGCCGCCACCCGUGGAGCCACCGACGCCUCCGCUUUCUCCGCAAGCACCGCCACCUUCGCACCCUCCGCAGCUUUUGCAGCCAACGCAACCUCCGCAGCCUCCACAGCCUCCGCAGCACCGGAAGCCAUCCAGGUCGAAGAGGGUGACCUUCAGCCUUGAUUGA